AUGGCAGCAAGAGAUGAAAACCCGGUGAUCGAGGGCGAAAACCGUUACCUAGGGGAUCUCCGCCUUUACCGAAACACCAGCGCGAACAUCCCAGCUGAGAUGAGCACAAGACUAUGGCUGACUGGACUGCCUGCAUUCUGCACCUACCACCAAUUCUUCAUGGCAAUCCGAGGCGGUGGGCGCGUUUAUGCUACCCAUGUUGUCGAUCCGAACGACAACAUUCCCACCUCGGCUGCUUCUAUGACGUUCUUCUCCGAGACCGAUGCGAAUGCAUUCAUUGAGCGAUGCCAGUCGACGCCACUGAUGCUCGGUCACCACGAGGUUUCCGUGCGUAUACACAGAAUUUUCACGGAGGCUGUGCGCACCAACAGCCAGUCGAGAGCUCUCUGCAUCACGGGACACCCCUACGUCGCCGACCCGAAGUUCCUGGACUGGCUAUUCCGAGAGAAGUGGGGGAUAAAGUACGACGUCGAUAUGGUGCUGCACACACCUGGCACCAGCAGUAGCCGAGUUGUAUACGUGUUCGGCAGCGUCAGAGGCCAGUCCGAGCGUAUCUACUCGAGGCUGAUCCGAGAUUUCUCAAACUCGGUGUCAGUCAAGUACCUCAAGGACCCGGCGGCCUGA
Anthostomella pinea is the source of this 624-nucleotide messenger RNA. Lineage: Eukaryota; Fungi; Ascomycota; Sordariomycetes; Xylariales; Xylariaceae. The record is from the annotation of a GenBank genome assembly.